Molecule: messenger RNA, 617 nt
Organism: Vitrella brassicaformis
Lineage: Eukaryota; Vitrellaceae
Source: the annotation of a GenBank genome assembly
GUCGCAAAACGCGCCGCAGAGACGGUGACGAGCAGUCCUUAGCUCAGCCUACGCAUCCUCGCUUCAAGGGCUCUGUUUUGCAAAGGCAGGAUGAGGCCUUUUCUGCGGCUGAAGGAGGAGGCCGGUGAUGAGAUUGUCGCCUUCUUCCGGGUGGGCCGAAGCUUCUAUGUGUUCGUUAUGGGCGUCGUCCUCAUCAUACUCUCAAUUAUCUUGAUGGUCCGCUCAAGCCUCAUGAAUGCACUACGAGUGAGCGCCCGGAUGUCUCUCUGUUUGUCCCGAUCGUGUGUCGUGUGUGUGCAGGCCGCCACAUUUGAGAGCAAGGAGGCCAAGGCAGCCGCCCCAGGAUGGGAAAGAUUCGUCGCGGUAAGGAUGACAUGACACACCCAAUUUAUGGAAUAGGCCACCUAUAUUUGUGCCGCGUGUGUAGGCGACGGGGUCCAAUCAGUGGGUGUCGAGCAGUCUGUUUCUGAGCUGCGGCUGCGUUGUGAUGGCCAUCAACUACCUGCCUAGACUUGCGGGCGAGGCUGCGUGACAGUACAGUGUGGGCAUAUCGACAGGCGUUGAGGUCAUACAGGGGGAUGUCUGUCUGUUUCAGUGAUUGUAUAAAGACGUUUGCC